GACGCCACUACACUGUCACACACUACUGGUACAUUGCUCGCCAGUGUGAUGGUUGCUACCCCAGUGUACACUUCACCACUGCCUUAAAACACCCACACCACACCCCUCCACACCUACAAAAACCCACUGGAUAAACCGUUUAAAAGAGCUGCCUUAAACCACGUUUAAAGUGCUGGCCAGACGCCCCUCUGUCACCCCCUGUGUAAAAUAAAUGCCAAGAGAAGCCUAUUUCUGGUGUCUGCAAAGGUGUGUUGUGUGUAGGGCAGCCUGUCCAUGUGUGUCUCAGUGCUACCAUAGUGUGUGGGAGUGAUGGUCCUGCUGCCACGGGACCAUAAGUACAGUGAUCAUCCAUGGCCCUCGUCGCUGAGCAAAUGACAAGAUGAUGGUCAGUUGUGGAAGGUGACGUCAGCACUCUGGGUGGGGGUGGGGGCGGUGUUAUGAUGUCAUCAGGCCCCCACAGGCCUAAGGCCUAGCCACCCCCCCACACAGAAUAGACCUCCCCCCCACGAAGCAUGGGUGCUAAACUAGCAUGUGUGGGGGACGGGAAUCAAGACACCAGCGUGGGCACCACAACAAUGGGCAUCAAGGGUACCCACGACGCUGCUAACCCACAGGAGGAGGAGGAUGCUCAGGGAGGAGAUGAAGGGAGAGAGGAUGCUGCCGGAGAUCACAGGAAGCUUCUGGAGCUCUGUGCUUCUCUCGCGGACCAAGAUGCUGAUGGUAUACAAAUAAAGCUCAAUACUUAUUUGUCAGCUGUGUGUGAGGCGAGGCUGACCUUCCUCAUCCUCGUCUCUGCUGAUGAGGAGCUGACAGUACACGUCCUGGGUCCUCAUCGUCUCUCCUGCCCACUCACAAUACCGGUCAACAACAACAGCUUCAACAAGGCCCUGACCUCCCGGCGUCCCAUGACCCUGGCUGACAUGCAGCCCUCGCACCAGGAGGACCUUUGGAGGCUCUUGGGCCUCCUUCACGAGGCUGACGGCAUCAGCAGCGUCCGUAGAGUGUCCAUGGACCCCGCCGCAUCUCACGCCGACCGCCGGGGUUUCAAGAGCGCCGCCCGCAACGGCUCCGCCAGGAGCGUCGACGAGUCCACCUCCAGAUUCAAGGUGCUGUCCAGGGACCUGUCCGUGGACGUGUCACGAUCUGGGCUCAAGGGAAGCUGGGGCACGGACUACCACGGACUCGCCGCUACGCACAAGUACCACAGGGCCUCGCUGCCCGCUCACCGCACACAGAAGGGGAGCAGGGAGAGCUUCGAAGACGCGUCUCCGCUUCCCACAGCCUCCCAGCAGAGCAUGGAUGCCGGAGACUCUCUCCCCGGCAUGCCUCUCCCAGAGUCCAACAGCUCAAAGGCGGCCUCGGCGGAGUCCUCGAGCAGAGCCAGCAGAGAGUCCUUCUGGCCGAGGUCACUGCUAUGCGUGCCCAUCAGUGCCCCGGGCAAGGACACCACGGACGUGCUGGCCUGCCUUGUCAACAAGGUUCCUGCUGGGGACUUCUCUCAACGUGACGUGCUCAAAGUGCAGGAGUGUUUCAGGUACACAGUAGGGAUGCUGUUAAACACUGCCACAGCAGAGAGGGAGAGACGUCUACGUACACAGUGCCAGGCACUUCUGAAUGUAGCACAGAACCUCUUCACCCACCUGGAUAACGUGACGGUGCUGCUGAGGGAGAUCAUGGCUGAGGCGAGACAGCUGACAGCAGCUGAGAGAUGCUCACUCUUCCUGCUGGACCGCGAGCAGAACCAGCUGGUAGCCAAGGUCUUCGAUGGUGAGAGCAAGGAGGAGUCACUAGAGGAAGUACUGCUGCCAGUGGCUACUCUCAUACCAGGACUCGUCAUCUCGGGAAGUACCUGGGCACUGCCCAUACCUGUGUUGGCUAGGAUAGCUGGGCCUGUGGCCACAACUGGCCACCUCAUCAACAUUAGAGACGCCUACGCCCACCCUCUCUUCUACCGAGGCUUCGAUCAGUGCACCGGCUUCAAGACCAGGAACAUUCUGUGCUUCCCCAUCAAGGAGAAUGGUCAGGUGAUCGGUGUGGCGGAGCUCUGCAACAAGACUACUGGUCUACACUUCACCAGGUUCGACGAAGAACUCGCCACGGCCUUCAGUAUCUACUGCGGCAUCUCCAUCAGUAACUCUCUCCUCUACAAGAAGGUCUUCGACACACAAGUUCGCUCCAAGCUCUCCAACGAACUUAUGAUGUUCCACAUGAAGGUGACGCAGGAGGAGGUGACCGGCUGGUGA
This is a messenger RNA of Cherax quadricarinatus, 2243 nucleotides long. The record is from RefSeq and is a predicted model, not a curated record. NCBI's taxonomy places the organism in Eukaryota, Metazoa, Arthropoda, Malacostraca, Decapoda, Parastacidae.